This is a messenger RNA of Manihot esculenta (cassava), 1119 nucleotides long. Its product is annotated as heavy metal-associated isoprenylated plant protein 7. Bases 152 to 958 code for a protein of 268 amino acids. Gene Ontology annotation, molecular function: metal ion binding. The record is from RefSeq and is a predicted model, not a curated record. NCBI's taxonomy places the organism in Eukaryota, Viridiplantae, Streptophyta, Magnoliopsida, Malpighiales, Euphorbiaceae. The transcript has 5 exons.
GUGUCCGUAUAUUUAGAAAUCCAGGUCAUAAUUUGAGAAGCCUCCACUUAGCAUAUAAAUGUUGCUCCACCAAACCUCAACUGCAGAGAGAGACCAGAACCAAGCUCUGAAAAGCAACUAAAUUUAUCAGUUCAUCUCCUCGGCUACAGAAAUGGGUGAAGAAAAGAAGGAGGAAGAAAAGAAAGACGAAGUGAAGGACGAGGGGAAGAAGAAAGAAGAACAAAAAGAGAAGAAAGUGGAAGAGCCUCCUGAGAUUGUACUCAAGGUUGAUAUGCAUUGUGAAGCUUGUGCAAGAAAAGUUGCUCGAGCCUUGAAAGGAUUUCAAGGAGUAGAGGAGGUAACCACAGAUAGCAAAGCCAGAAAGGUGGUGGUGAAAGGCAAAGCAGCAGAUCCUCUGAAGAUAUACGAGAGGCUCAAAAAGAAAACUAGAAGGAAGGUUGUUUUAAUUUCACCUCUGCCAGAACCACCGGAACAAAACAAUCAAGAUCCAUCACCACCGCCAAAGGAAGAGAAAAUGGUGGAGCCUCCUCCUGUAGUAACUGUUGUAUUGAGCAUUCGAAUGCAUUGCGAAGCAUGUGCCCAAGCUUUGCAAAAGCGAGUUCUAAAGAUCAGAGGUGUGGAAUCAGUUGAAACAAAUGUUGCUACAAGUCAAGUAAUAGUAAAAGGCAUAGUUGAUCCAACCGAACUUAUUAGUGAUGUGUACAAGAAGACCGGAAAGCAAGCUUUCAUAGUAAAAGGAGAAGAAAAGAAGAAAGAAGAAGAAAAGAAAGAAGAGGUGAAUAAGGAAGAAGAAAAGAAAGAAGAAGAGAAGAAAGAAGAAAAGAAGGAUGAUGAUGAAGAAGAAAAGGCAUACACCAACAGAAAUGAAUAUUGGCCCUCAAAGUCUUACUUAGAGUAUGCUUGUUGUGCCCCUGAAAUGUUUAGUGAAGACAACCCAAACGCCUGCUAUGUCAUGUGACCAGUUAAACUAUAUUGAACUUUUGAUGAACUUUAGUUGGCUAUUUUUAUAAUUUUUAUGUAAUAAUAUGCUAAUAAACAUUAGCAAGACAAGCAUAGUUCUUAAUGCCUUAUUAUAAUCAAGACUUUAUUUGCAUAAUGAAUAAAAUUUUUCUCAUAUUA